UGAAGGGUCGGCUAUUUUAUUCACCUUUUACUUUAGCACCCCGAAAAAAAGGGGGUGUAUGUCAAUUCAAAACAACCAACCUGCAAAGGUACCUUUGGCACAGUGACGAAGCAGUAAAGCAACUGAUAGCAGAGAUGAAAAGGACCCAACCCUUACUUCCAUUUCCUGUGCCGUAGUGACGUGUAGUUACCGGGACGCAGACCAUGUGACCCAGGUGACUCCUUCUGAUUGGAGAAAUAGCCGUCGCUCCCUCAGUGCGCAGAGACGGAGCCUACGCAGAAAAGUGGAUAGGGGCGAGACCAAGUAUUUUCUUUGACCAACCGCUUUUCACGAAUCCAGCGCGGAUAGUCCAAUCCAAAUCCGCUAGUAAAGUAGUGACACCAAUUCUCCUUUCUCGUAGGACGGGCGGUCUUUCCGGUUCUUUUUUUCCUUUAUUCCGCUUCCGGUGGGGGCUGGUAAGGUGUAGGAACUCUGCGAGUCACUUCUGGGCGACUCAUUUUUAUUUCCGGUCUAUGGGACGAAGCUGGGAUUUGCCGUUGCCUGUAGCAGCUGCCGGCACCGACGCCGCCAUCAUGUCAGACACAGACAGCGAUGAAGAUUCCGCUGGAGGCGGCCCAUUUUCUUUAACCGGUUUCCUUUUCGGCAACAUCAAUGGAGCCGGGCAGCUGGAGGGGGAAAGCGUGUUGGACGAUGAGUGUAAGAAGCACUUGGCAGGCUUGGGGGCUUUGGGUCUGGGCAGCCUGAUCACUGAACUCACAGCAAAUGAAGAAUUGACUGGGACUGAUGGUGCCCUGGUAAAUGAUGAAGGAUGGAUCAGGAGUACAGAAGAUGCUGUGGACUAUUCAGACAUCAAUGAGGUAGCAGAAGAUGAAAGCCGAAGAUAUCAACAGACAAUGGGGAGCUUGCAGCCCCUGUGCCACUCAGAUUAUGAUGAGGAUGACUAUGAUGCUGAUUGUGAAGACAUUGAUUGCAAGUUGAUGCCUCCUCCACCUCCACCCCCAGGACCCAUGAAGAAAGAUAAGGACCAGGAUGCUAUUACUGGUGGGUACCAGGUACAAGUGUCUGAGGAUGGAGAAGGCAUCAUCUUGCCCUCCAUCAUUGCCCCUUCCUCUUUGGCCUCAGAGAAAGUGGACUUCAGUAGUUCCUCUGACUCAGAAUCUGAGAUGGGACCUCAGGAAGCAACACGGGCAGAAUCUGAGGAUGGGAAGCUGACCCUACCAUUGGCUGGGAUUAUGCAGCAUGAUGCCACCAAGCUGUUGCCGAGUGUCACAGAACUUUUCCCAGAAUUUCGUCCUGGGAAGGUAUUACGCUUCCUACGUCUUUUCGGACCAGGGAAGAAUGUCCCAUCUGUUUGGCGGAGUGCUCGGAGAAAGAGGAAGAAGAAGCACCGUGAGCUAAUACAGGAAGAGCAGAUCCAGGAGGUGGAGUGCUCCGUAGAAUCAGAAGUCAACCAGAAGUCUUUGUGGAACUAUGACUACGCUCCACCACCACCUCCAGAGCAGUGUCUCUCUGAUGAUGAAAUCACAAUGAUGGCUCCUGUGGAGUCCAAGUUUUCCCAAUCAACUGGAGAUAUAGAUAAAGUGACAGACACCAAACCGAGAGUGGCUGAGUGGCGUUAUGGGCCUGCCCGACUGUGGUAUGAUAUGCUGGGUGUUCCUGAAGAUGGCAGUGGGUUUGACUAUGGGUUCAAACUGAGGAAGAUGGAACAUGAACCUGUGACAAAAUGUAGAAUGAUAGAGGACUUCAGGAAACUUGAGGAAAGCAGUGGCACUGAUCUCCUGGCUGAUGAAAACUUCCUGAUGGUGACACAGCUGCACUGGGAGGAUGAUAUCAUCUGGGAUGGGGAGGAUGUCAAACACAAAGGGACAAAACCUCAGCGUGCAAGCCUGGCAGGCUGGCUUCCUUCUAGCAUGACUAGGAAUGCCAUGGCUUACAAUGUUCAGCAAGGUUUUGCAGCAACUCUGGAUGAUGACAAGCCUUGGUACUCCAUUUUUCCCAUUGACAAUGAGGAGCUGGUAUAUGGACGCUGGGAGGACAACAUCAUUUGGGAUGCUCAGGCCAUGCCCCGGCUGUUGGAGCCUCCUGUUUUAACACUUGAUCCCAAUGAUGAGAACCUCAUUUUGGAAAUUCCGGAUGAGAAGGAAGAGGCUACUUCUAACUCCCCCUCCAAGGAGAGUAAGAAGGAGUCAUCUCUGAAGAAGAGUCGAAUUCUCUUGGGGAAAACAGGAGUCAUCAAGGAGGAACCACAGCAGAACAUGUCUCAGCCAGAAGUGAAAGAUCCAUGGAACCUCUCGAAUGAUGAAUAUUACUACCCUAAGCAACAAGGUCUUCGAGGCACCUUUGGAGGAAAUAUUAUCCAGCACUCAAUUCCUGCUGUGGAAUUACGUCAGCCUUUCUUUCCUACCCACAUGGGGCCCAUCAAACUCCGGCAGUUCCAUCGCCCACCUCUAAAGAAGUACUCUUUUGGGGCACUAUCUCAGCCAGGUCCCCAUUCAGUCCAGCCCUUGCUAAAGCACAUCAAAAAGAAGGCUAAGAUGAGAGAACAAGAGAGGCAAGCUUCAGGUGGUGGAGAGAUGUUUUUUAUGCGCACACCUCAGGAUCUUACAGGCAAAGAUGGAGAUCUUAUUCUUGCGGAAUAUAGUGAGGAAAAUGGACCAUUAAUGAUGCAGGUUGGCAUGGCAACCAAGAUAAAAAACUACUAUAAGCGGAAACCUGGAAAAGAUCCCGGAGCCCCAGAUUGUAAAUAUGGAGAAACUGUUUACUGCCAUACAUCUCCUUUCCUAGGCUCACUCCAUCCUGGCCAAUUACUGCAGGCAUUUGAGAACAACCUUUUUCGUGCUCCAAUUUAUCUUCAUAAGAUGCCAGAAACUGACUUCCUUAUCAUUCGCACUAGACAAGGUUACUAUAUUCGGGAAUUAGUGGAUAUUUUUGUGGUUGGCCAGCAGUGCCCCUUGUUUGAAGUUCCUGGGCCCAACUCCAAAAGAGCCAAUACACAUAUUCGAGACUUUCUCCAGGUUUUUAUUUACCGCCUGUUCUGGAAGAGUAAAGAUCGGCCACGGCGUAUUCGAAUGGAAGAUAUAAAAAAAGCCUUUCCUUCCCAUUCAGAAAGCAGCAUCCGGAAGAGGCUAAAGCUCUGUGCUGACUUCAAGCGCACAGGGAUGGACUCAAACUGGUGGGUGCUAAAGUCAGAUUUUCGUUUGCCAACUGAAGAGGAGAUCAGAGCCAUGGUGUCUCCAGAGCAGUGCUGUGCUUAUUACAGCAUGAUAGCCGCAGAGCAGCGAUUGAAGGAUGCUGGCUAUGGUGAGAAGUCCUUUUUUGCUCCAGAAGAGGAAAACGAGGAAGAUUUCCAGAUGAAGAUUGAUGAUGAGGUUCGCACUGCUCCUUGGAACACCACAAGGGCUUUCAUUGCUGCCAUGAAGGGCAAGUGUCUCCUGGAGGUGACUGGGGUGGCAGAUCCCACAGGGUGUGGUGAAGGAUUCUCCUAUGUGAAGAUUCCAAACAAACCAACACAGCAGAAGGAUGAUAAGGAGCCUCAGCCAGUGAAGAAGACAGUGACAGGAACAGAUGCAGACCUCCGUCGCCUUUCCCUGAAAAAUGCCAAGCAACUUUUGCGUAAAUUUGGUGUGCCUGAGGAAGAGAUUAAAAAGUUGUCCCGCUGGGAAGUGAUAGAUGUAGUACGGACAAUGUCAACAGAACAGGCCCGCUCUGGAGAGGGGCCCAUGAGUAAAUUUGCCCGUGGAUCAAGGUUUUCUGUGGCUGAGCAUCAAGAGCGUUACAAAGAAGAAUGUCAGCGCAUCUUUGACCUACAGAACAAAGUUUUGUCGUCAACUGAAGUUUUAUCAACUGACACAGACAGCAGCUCAGCUGAAGACAGUGACUUUGAGGAAAUGGGAAAGAACAUUGAAAAUAUGUUGCAGAAUAAGAAAACCAGUUCUCAGCUGUCACGUGAACGGGAGGAGCAGGAGCGGAAGGAACUGCAACGGAUGCUACUGGCAGCAGGCUCAGCAGCAUCAGGAAACAAUCACAGAGAUGAUGACACAGCUUCUGUGACUAGCCUUAACUCUUCUGCCACUGGCCGUUGUCUCAAGAUUUAUCGCACAUUUCGAGAUGAAGAGGGGAAAGAAUAUGUUCGGUGUGAGACAGUCCGAAAGCCAGCUGUCAUUGAUGCCUAUGUACGCAUACGGACCACAAAAGAUGAGGAGUUCAUUCGAAAAUUUGCCCUUUUUGAUGAACAGCAUCGAGAAGAGAUGCGAAAAGAACGGAGGAGGAUUCAAGAGCAAUUGAGGCGGCUUAAGCGGAACCAGGAAAAAGAAAAACUUAAAGGUCCUCCUGAGAAGAAGCCCAAAAAAAUGAAGGAGCGUCCUGAUCUAAAACUGAAAUGUGGGGCUUGUGGUGCCAUUGGGCACAUGAGAACAAAUAAAUUCUGCCCCCUUUAUUAUCAAACAAAUGCUCCACCUUCCAACCCUGUUGCAAUGACAGAGGAGCAGGAGGAGGAGUUGGAAAAGACAGUCAUUCAUAAUGAUAAUGAAGAACUUAUCAAGGUUGAAGGGACCAAGAUUGUCUUGGGGAAACAGCUAAUUGAGAGUGCAGAUGAAGUUCGCAGAAAAUCUCUGGUUCUCAAGUUCCCUAAGCAGCAACUUCCUCCCAAGAAGAAACGGCGAGUUGGAACCACUGUUCACUGUGACUAUUUGAAUAGACCUCAUAAGUCCAUCCACCGGCGCCGGACAGACCCCAUGGUGACAUUGUCAUCCAUCUUGGAGUCUAUCAUCAAUGACAUGAGAGAUCUUCCAAAUACAUACCCUUUCCACACUCCAGUCAAUGCAAAGGUUGUAAAGGACUACUACAAAAUCAUCACCCGACCAAUGGACUUACAAACGCUCCGUGAAAAUGUGCGUAAACGCCUCUACCCAUCUCGGGAAGAAUUCAGAGAGCAUUUGGAGCUAAUUGUGAAAAAUAGUGCAACUUACAAUGGGCCAAAGCACUCAUUGACCCAGAUAUCUCAGUCCAUGCUGGAUCUCUGUGAUGAAAAACUUAAAGAGAAAGAAGACAAAUUGGCUCGUUUAGAGAAGGCUAUCAACCCCUUGCUGGAUGAUGAUGACCAAGUGGCAUUUUCUUUCAUUCUGGACAACAUUGUCACCCAGAAAAUGAUGGCAGUUCCAGAUUCUUGGCCAUUUCAUCACCCAGUUAAUAAGAAGUUUGUUCCAGAUUAUUACAAAGUGAUUGUCAGUCCAAUGGAUUUAGAGACCAUACGUAAGAAUAUCUCCAAGCACAAGUAUCAGAGUCGAGAGAGCUUUCUAGACGAUGUCAACCUUAUUCUGGCCAACAGUGUUAAAUACAAUGGGCCUGAAAGUCAGUAUACUAAGACUGCUCAGGAGAUUGUGAAUGUCUGUUACCAGACAUUGACUGAGUAUGAUGAGCAUUUGACUCAACUUGAGAAGGAUAUUUGUACAGCUAAAGAAGCAGCUUUGGAGGAAGCAGAAUUAGAAAGCUUGGACCCAAUGACCCCAGGGCCCUACACACCUCAGCCUCCUGAUUUGUAUGAUACCAACACAUCCCUCAGUAUGUCUCGAGAUGCCUCUGUAUUUCAAGAUGAGAGCAAUAUGUCUGUCCUGGAUAUUCCCACUGCCACUCCAGAAAAGCAGGUGACACAGAUGCGCCAGGGCCGAGGUAGGCUGGGCGAGGAAGACUCUGAUGUAGAUAUUGAAGGGUAUGAUGAUGAGGAGGAGGAUGGGAAACCUAAGACUCCAGCCCCAGAGGGUGAAGAUGCAGAUGGUGAUCUUGCAGAUGAAGAAGGAACUGUGCAACAGCCUCAAGCCAGUGUCCUGUAUGAGGAUUUGCUUAUGUCCGAAGGAGAAGAUGAUGAGGAAGAUGCUGGGAGUGACGAAGAAGGAGAUAACCCUUUCUCUGUUAUGGGAGCUAUGAGGAGCCUGAUCCCAAGUCGAACACCCAAGACACCAGCUUCAGCAGCAUCGGUGGGUAUGAGGUAUCAGAGGAGGAAGAAGAUGAGGAGGAGGAAGAGCAGCGCUCUGGGCCGAGUGUACUAAGCCAGGUCCACCUGUCAGAGGACGAGGAGGACAGUGAGGAUUUCCACUCCAUUGCUGGGGACAGUGACUUGGACUCUGAUGAAUGAGGCUUCCGUUGGGCCUCCUUGGUCAGCCUUCCCUGUUCUCCAGCCUAGUGGUUCACUUUCUCCCCUCUCCCCAUUUGUUUAUAUUUGUACAGUGUCUGAUCCUGAAAUCACCAGAAAAACUAACACCUUAGGCUUUAAAAAAAUAGUGCGUAAAUGAUAAUAAAUCGCCUCUCCUGAUCAUCCUGGGGCAAUGCCACCCUUUGAUUUAAAAGGAAGCAACCCCCUUCCCUCACCACUAAGAAAAAGAGAGCAAUCCCCUCCCUCCCCAGUGCCCUCCUUUAACUUCCUUUGUUGCUCUUGGUAACAUUUUUUUUUUUUCCUGUGGAAGGAGGAGAAAUUAUGAAAAAACUAAUAACUUUAUGUCCUCUUGAUGUAUUAGAAAAUUUCCAAACAUGGUAUCAUCUCAGUUUUCUAAUUUGCAGGUUGGAACAGGUGACAGUCCCCUGCUGGGACAGAGAAUUGGGUUCUGAUAGACUCUGUGCCACACUAAAAACAUAAACCUGGUGGACAAACCACCCAUUGUUUUAUUUAUUUAUUUGAUAAUACAAUGCCUUGUUCCUAAAUGGAUUGGAGGCAAAUGACUCUAAAUUUUUGAAACAGCCUAUAUAUCAGAAAUGAUAUGUUGCCAUGUAAAUGUGUUCUGUCCCUUCCCCCCCCCCCCAGGGAAAUGGUAGGGGAAUGGUAAGUUCUUUAGGGCAAAGACUGUGUCUUCUGUUUUCUUUUUAUGAUUAGGCUAUGGUUCUGUGCAGAGUAGGUACUCAGCGAAUGUUUCUGGAAUCAUAACAUUCUCAACAGAUUUGUUAUUGAGCAUCUGCUUCAUGAUAAGUACUCUGUCAGAUCCUUGGGAUGCAAAAUUAAAUAAGACACAUUCCUUUUACCCAAAGAUCUCACCAUCAAGUUGGGGGAGGGGGAGUGGAAUUCAAAACAUGUUAAUAAAUCAUUACAGUACUGUGAGAUAAAUGCAAUUAAGAAGUUUAGAUAUAAAGUAUAGGGGAAAAUAGAGGAGCGAUCAUGUCUGAAAAAGUCAGGGAAGUCUUCUUGGAGGUAAUUUUUAAGCUGAUGGUUGAAGAAUUAAGUAGUAGGAGCUUGCCAGAGGAAAAGUCCAGGCAGAGUGUAACAUGAAGUGAAAAGGCCGAACUCUAGAAAUGGCAGAGUGUGUUCCUAGUUUGUUUGUUUGUUUGUUUGUACCUGCCUUGUUCCAGAAAGGAUUUAAGAUGGUUUAUGUUCCAGUCUUUCAAUGCUGGAAUGGCUAGAGAUGAGACUGAAAGAUGGACAGGAAGUAUAUCAUCAAGAGCUUUGAAUUUGAUGCUAAUAAUACGUGUGAAUUUUAUAUUAUGAGAAAUGAGGCGCUCUGGUGGCCUGAUAUAAUCAGAUUUAUGUUUUAGAAUUUUUCUGUAUAUUGAAUGAAGAAAAAGAAUUGAAUCAUAUGUAACAAGUGUGAUCCCAUUUUUUGUAAAUGACAAAACCAUGUGUGUAUAUUUAUAUGUGUUUAUAUAUACUUGUAUAUGCAAAGGAAAAGGUCUGAAAGGAUAUACGCAAAACUGUUCACAGUGAUGACCUCUGGGGAAUGGGCUUGGAGGGGAGGGAGCUAUAUGCUUGUUUGUAUGCUGGGUGGGCAUUGUGCUUUUAUUUCUGCAUUGUUUGAAUUUUUUAUA
Phacochoerus africanus (Common warthog) is the source of this 7785-nucleotide messenger RNA. It is a transcript of the gene TAF1, whose product is annotated as TATA-box binding protein associated factor 1. Gene Ontology annotation, cellular component: transcription factor TFIID complex. Gene Ontology annotation, molecular function: DNA binding; RNA polymerase II general transcription initiation factor activity; RNA polymerase II general transcription initiation factor binding. Bases 513 to 6044 code for a protein of 1843 amino acids. Lineage: Eukaryota; Metazoa; Chordata; Mammalia; Artiodactyla; Suidae. The transcript has 39 exons. The record is from RefSeq and is a predicted model, not a curated record. Gene Ontology annotation, biological process: transcription by RNA polymerase II; DNA-templated transcription initiation; RNA polymerase II preinitiation complex assembly.